GCGAGGCUGCGGGGACGCCGGGGCCUGGCCCGCUCGCGGGCCCGGAGGUGGGCGCCCCGGGCGGCGCGCCUCGCUCCCUGCGGAGCCGGCGCUGCGUCCGUCGGGGUUGCCGCCGCACGUUUUCCGCAGAGCUCGCCCCCGCCGAGCCUCCCGCGGCCGGAGCGCGGCGCUGACGCGGCUCUCCCCAUUUCGCAGAGCGGAGACACUGAGGCACAGACACCUGGCGGCGACCCGGCCGGCCUGCCCCAAGGUCCAGCAGCUGGACAUGGAGACCCAACGCUCCUCACCUCUGUCCUUCCCCAGUGUUCUGCAAGAAGAGACCCCACGUCAGGCCCCUGCUGGACCCCCCCGAGAAACUCUGUUCCAAUCGCGUGUUCUUCCCCCCAAAGAAAUUCCUUCUUCAUCUCCCCCCAUUCCCCGACAAGCCUCCCUGCCCCAAACUCCCAAGCUAGAGACCUCUGGCCGAAUGCCACACGUUCUCCAGAAGGGACCCUCACUCCUGUAUCCUGCCGCUUCUGAGCAAGAGACUCGUCUCCAGGGUCGCCCGGCUUCUCAAGAAGAGACCCAGUAUCCGCCCCCAGCUGCUGCUGAACAAGAAAUAUCACUUCUGUCCCACUCCACCCCCCACCAAGAAGGCCUCCUCCACUCGCCUGAAGUUCCUGAGAAAGACCCCCUGACCCUGUCCCCCACAGUUCCCGAGACCGACAUGGACCCCCUGCUUCAGAGCCCAGUUUCCCAAAAAGACACCCCCUUCCAGAUCUCUUCGGCAGCCCAGAAGGACACACCGCUCCCGACAGCGGAGAUCACCCGCUUGGCCGUGUGGGCUGCCGUCCAGGCCGUGGAGAGGAAACUGGAGGCCCAGGCCAUGCGGCUCCUGACCCUGGAGGGGCGGACGGGGACGGCCGAGAAGAAGCUGGCGGACUGCGAGAAGACGGCCGUGGAGUUUGCGAACCAUCUGGAGAGCAAGUGGGUCGUGCUGGGGACCCUGCUGCAGGAGUACGGGCUGCUGCAGAGGCGGCUGGAGAACAUGGAGAACCUGCUGAAAAACCGAAAUUUCUGGAUCCUGCGGCUGCCACCAGGCAGCAACGGAGAAGUUCCCAAGGUCCCUGUCACCUUCGAUGAUGUCGCCGUCCAUUUCUCAGAGCAGGAGUGGGGGAACCUGUCGGAGUGGCAGAAGGAGCUCUACAAGAACGUGAUGAGGGGCAACUAUGAGUCUCUGGUUUCUAUGGACUAUGCAAUUUCCAAACCAGACCUCAUGUCGCAGAUGGAGCGUGGGGAGAGGCCGACCAUGCAGGAACAAGAGGACUCCGAGGAAGGCGAGACGCCCGCGGAUCCCAGUGCUGCACACGACGGGAUCGUGAUUAAGAUCGAGGUGCAGACCAACGACGAGGGCUCAGAAAGUUUGGAGACGCCGGAGCCCCUGAUGGGACAGGUGGAGGAGCAUGGCUUUCAGGACUCCGAGCUGGGCGACCCGUGUGCGGAGCAGCCAGAUUUAGACAUGCAAGAACAGGACAAUACGCUGGAAGAGUCCACCGAAGGCUCCAGCGAGUUCAGCGAGCUCAAACAGAUGCUGGUGCAGCAGAGAAACUGCGCAGAGGGGAUCGUGAUCAAAACCGAGGAGCAGGAGGAGGAGGAGGAAGAGGAGGAGGAGGACGAGCUGCCGCAGCACCUGCAGGCUCUCGGGCAGCUGUCAGGGCGCUACGAGGCCGGCAUGUACCAGACCCCGCUGCCCGGGGAGCUGUCCCCCGAGGGCGAGGAGAGCCCCCCGCCGCUGCAGCUGGGCAAGCCGGCCGUGAAGAGGCUGGCGCCGCCGACGCACGGGGAGCGGCACCCGGGCGACAGCCGCGGCUCCUCGAGCCAGCAGCAGCGGAACCGGCGCGGCGAGCGGCCCUUCACCUGCAUGGAGUGCGGCAAGAGCUUCCGGCUGAAGAUCAACCUCAUCAUCCACCAGCGCAACCACAUCAAGGAGGGGCCCUACGAGUGCGCCGAGUGCGAGAUCAGCUUCCGCCACAAGCAGCAGCUCACGCUGCACCAGCGCAUCCACCGCGUCCGCGGCGGCUACGCGUCCCCCGAGCGCGGGCCCGGCUUCGCCCCCAAGCACACGCUCAAGCCGCGCCCCAAGUCGCCCAGCUCGGGCAGCGGCGGCGGCGGCCCCAAGCCCUACAAGUGCCCCGAGUGCGACAGCAGCUUCAGCCACAAGUCGAGCCUGACCAAGCACCAGAUCACGCACACGGGCGAGCGGCCCUACACGUGCCCCGAGUGCAAGAAGAGCUUCCGCCUGCACAUCAGCCUGGUGAUCCACCAGCGCGUGCACGCGGGCAAGCACGAGGUCUCCUUCAUCUGCAGCCUGUGCGGCAAGAGCUUCAGCCGCCCGUCGCACCUGCUGCGCCACCAGCGGACUCACACGGGCGAGCGGCCCUUCAAGUGCCCCGAGUGCGAGAAGAGCUUCAGCGAGAAGUCCAAGCUCACCAACCACUGCCGCGUGCACUCGCGCGAGCGCCCGCACGCCUGUCCCGAGUGCGGCAAGAGCUUCAUCCGCAAGCACCACCUGCUCGAGCACCGGCGCAUCCACACGGGCGAGCGGCCCUACCACUGCGCCGAGUGCGGCAAGCGCUUCACGCAGAAGCACCACCUGCUGGAGCACCAGCGCGCGCACACGGGCGAGCGGCCCUACCCCUGCACGCACUGCGCCAAGUGCUUCCGCUACAAGCAGUCGCUCAAGUACCACCUGCGGACCCACACGGGCGAGUGAGCGCGCCCGCCGCCGCGCCGCCCGGCCAGGUGCGCCGCCAGCUGC
Panthera uncia (snow leopard) is the source of this 2797-nucleotide messenger RNA. RefSeq names its product zinc finger protein 777 (gene ZNF777). Gene Ontology annotation, biological process: regulation of transcription by RNA polymerase II. NCBI's taxonomy places the organism in Eukaryota, Metazoa, Chordata, Mammalia, Carnivora, Felidae. The record is from RefSeq and is a predicted model, not a curated record. The coding region runs from base 266 to 2752 and encodes 828 amino acids. The transcript has 6 exons. Gene Ontology annotation, molecular function: DNA-binding transcription factor activity; RNA polymerase II cis-regulatory region sequence-specific DNA binding.